Phycodurus eques (leafy seadragon) is the source of this 2925-nucleotide messenger RNA. RefSeq names its product adaptor protein, phosphotyrosine interaction, PH domain and leucine zipper containing 2 (gene appl2). Gene Ontology annotation, biological process: signaling. NCBI's taxonomy places the organism in Eukaryota, Metazoa, Chordata, Actinopteri, Syngnathiformes, Syngnathidae. Gene Ontology annotation, molecular function: protein binding. Gene Ontology annotation, cellular component: cytoplasm; endosome membrane. The transcript is spliced from 21 exons. Bases 74 to 2128 code for a protein of 684 amino acids. The record is from RefSeq and is a predicted model, not a curated record.
UCUGGGAAAUUGAGUCCAACGUGCUUAAUAAUUCAAGCCCCUCAUUAUUUGUUUCUUCGCCGCCGCUCACAAGAUGCCAGCCGUACACCACAAACUACUCCUGGAGGACGCUUUGCAGGACAGUCCUCAGACUCGUUCCUUGCUCAGUGUGUUUGAGGAGGAUGCGGCAAACCUCACUGACUACACCAAUCAGCUACUGCAGUCCAUGCAGCGUGUGUUCGGCGCUCAGAGUGAGAUGGGUUUGGCCACAGAGCAGCUCUCACGGCAGCUUCUUGCCUAUGAGAAGAAAAAUUUUGCCCUUGGCAAAGGUGAUGAAGAAGUCGUUUCCACACUGCAGAACUUUGCCAAAACAGUGGAGGAGCUGAACUCGCUACACUUGGAGCUCGCCAACCAGAUGGCGGACACCAUGGUCUUCCCCUUGAUCCAGUUCAGAGAGAAAGACCUUACGGAGAUAAGCACGCUGAAGGAAAUAUAUGGCAUCGCCAACGAUGAGCACGAGGCGGCCAUGGUCAAGUACAGCCGAUUACCCAAAAAGAGGGAGAAUGAGAAGCUGAAGGCAGACCUGGUUAAAGAAGUGGCGUACACUCGCAGGAAGCAGCAUCAGGCCUCGCUGCAGUAUUACUGCGCCCUCAAUGCCCUGCAGUACCGCAAGAGGGUGGCCAUGUUGGAACCCAUGCUGGGCUACACACAAGCACAGGUCAUAUUUUUCAAGAAAGGCCUUGAGUUGGUGUCAAAGAAGUUGGACAACUUUCUCUCCUCUGUGUCCAAUAUGACGCAAAACAUCCAGGCUCAACUGGAUGUGGAGGCCGAGACCAUGCGCGUGUCCCAGAAGGAGCUCCUGUCCGUGGACGACUCGGUCUACAUGCUCGACAACGACACCGAGCCCGUCAAUCGCACGCUAAUCCAAAAGGCUGGCUUCCUCAACAUCAGGAAUAAAACCGGCCUGGUGACCACAGCGUGGGACCGCCUGUACUUCUUCACUCAGGGGGGCAACCUCAUGUGCCAGCCCCGGGGGGCUGUGGCAGGGGGCAUGGUGCUGGACCUGGACAACAGCUCCGUGAUGGCCAUCGAGUGCGAAGACAGGCACUACUGUUUCCAAAUCACCUCCCCUUCUGGAAAAACGUCAAUGAUUCUACAAGCGGAGAGCAAGAAGGAAUAUGAAGAAUGGAUUUGCACCGUGAACAACAUUUCCAGACAGAUCUACCUGACUGACAACCCAGAGGCUGUGGCCAUACGACUGAAUCAAACCGCCAUCCAGGCUGUCACCCCCGUCACAAGCUUCGAGAAGAGGCAGGAAGGCUCACCCGACCCUGACAGAGCCAAGCCAGGAGGCGUUUACUCCACCAGCGCCGGAUCUCAGAAGUCAGGAUCCGGUCCGGAGUCAGAAGACCUGAUCGCCCCUGGGACGCCAAUCCAGUUUGACAUCGUGCUGCCGGCCUCUGAAUUUCAGGACCAAAACAGAGUGGAUGGGAGGCGCACAAAUCCAUUUGGAGAAACGGAUGACGACUGUUCCCAUGAAAGCGACGUUCCUGUACACAAGCCUGCUUGUUUCUGGGGGUACGCAGACUCCCUCUUGCAGCAGGUGUUUGCCGUGCGCUUUCUGGGCUCCAUGGCGGUGCGCUGCGGUGACAACCAGGAGGUGAUCUACGAGGCCAUGCGGCAGGUGCUGGCCGCCCGGGCCAUCCACAACAUCUUCAGGACUACAGAGUCGCAUCUGAUGGUGACCAGCAGCAGCCUCAGGCUGAUCGACCCUCAGACUCAAGUGACAAGAAUAAGUUUCCAGCUGGGGGAGGUGUGUCAGUUUGCGGCCCACCAGGAGAACAGCAGGCUGAUGGGCCUGGUGGUGGAGGGCCGCGACUGGAGCGGCAGCGGCAGCGGAGAUGACGACGAAGGGGGCGAGCCCAUCUUUAGCGCCUUUGUCUUUGAGAGCAACACGGAGGGAGAGAAGAUAUGCUACACCAUGAGUUUGGCCAAGGAUAUUACAGAGGCAAAGAAGGACCCGGCAGCUCUGGCCCAGCUCAUGAAGACCAUGCCGCUCACCAACGAUGGCAAAUUCCUGUUGCUGGACGCCGAAUGCAGCGACACGGCGGACGGGGAUGGACUCGAAGACCUGGAGUCUGAGGCCUAGUCCUAACAAAAAAAAACAAACAAAAAAAAAAAACAACUGGACUGGACUUUUCUCCCCAAGGUGUUUUUCCAUUUCUGGAACCUCAAUAUGGUACAUUCCAGGUGUCAACUUUUUGACAUGCCUCUUUAUUUGUUUUGCAUGAGCGUACAAUUACCCCAGUUGGCUUGGAGUCCGCUUCGGUAAAAGCUGGAAUGUUCUGGUUGGGUCCAAUUUGAACUGGAAUUUGUCGCCGUGGUUCUCAAACGUUUUGCGGCAAGUCUUCAUCAAAAACGAUUAAAUGCUAAUGUACUGGAGUUUAAAGAUAAAUACAACUGGAACUGUACUUACAAACUGUACCGCACCGGAUUCCAAAAGGGUUUGAGCCACUAUAACAUGAUGCAGUUUGAACAUUUAAUUUAGUGAUUAUUCGCAUACCACUAGAGGGAGCCGGCGUACCACUAUGCAUACCACACUUUCAGAAUCACUGUUCUCAGCCAAUGAAAAAGCAUCGCUGACUUGCACCAAUGGCAUCAACUGGAUUUUAUUUCUAGCAAGUCACGUUUGUAGCCGACUUACUGUCAAAUUUAACUUGAGUUCAUACAAACGUAUUUCCUCAAAUAGUCACUUCUGUUCGAGUCGACGCCCCGCCCCAAUUAAAAUCUCAUUUUAUUCUUUCAAGGAAUUACAAAAAAAAAAGUAAAGUUGAAGGCCCUUAUAAAGUAUGGAAUAACAUUUAAUAGCUGUCCAGACAAAAAUAAAAUCUGUAUAUUUUUUAUUUCUAAAAAAAAAAAAAAAAAAAAUUCCUCAGAAUAUUUCAU